AUGAGCCCCUCUCAAGCCUUGCGUGCAGCCUUGAAGGGCACCGAGACGCUCGACAUUCAACGUUUCCACAUCAACAUCACCGUUGGCUCCAACGUCAACAAAUACCCUGCAAAACAACAUGCCCGCAAAGUGGCUUCCAAGCUCGGUGUCAGCCGCGGCCUUAUCUACUUGAUCGGAAAGCCAACAGUAUUCCUCGAUGACUCAGAUCAAACCAUACCAUUUCGCCAGCGACGUUACUUUUAUUACCUGAGCGGUUCGAACGAGCCGGAUUGUUAUCUCACCUACGACAUUGCGAAAGAUCACCUUACCUUAUACGUACCGGAUUUUGACCUGCGACAGACAGUAUGGAUGGGCCCUACCAUUUCAAUUGGGGAGGCUUUGGAUCGAUAUGAUAUAGAUAAUGCCCGAUACGCAGGCUCUCUCCAAACCGAUAUCAGUGCUUGGCUCCGUUUGCGCAACGAUGACUCUCAAAUCAUUAUUCUUCAUCCAGAUCAUCGACCACCCGUUAAAUAUGAGCAGGAUAUAUUCGAGACGGAGAGCCUAGUCCCCGCCAUGAAUGCGGCUCGCGGAGUAAAAGACUCGUACGAAAUCGAACUGAUUCGAAAAGCAAACAUCGUUUCUGGACUGGCGCAUACAGCGGUUUUGGAAAAAAUCGGACAGAUGACGAAUGAAUCUGAUAUCGCCGGUCUCUUUCUAGAGACGUGUAUGACUCAUGGGGCGCCGGAGCAAGCAUACGGCAUUAUCGCUGCUUCGGGCGAAAAUGGAGCGACGCUACAUUACAUGAAGAACAAUGAGGAUUUUGGGAGUCGGCUCUCGGUAUGUCUGGAUGCUGGUGCCGAGUAUGAAUGUUAUGCAUCAGAUGUCACGCGCACAUUUCCUAUCAGUAGUACGGGUGAAUGGCCCACGACAGAAGCGCGGGAUAUUUAUCUUGCCGUUGAAAGGAUGCAGGAAGAAUGUAUACGCAUGAUCAAGCCUGGAGUUCGUUUCCGUGAUGUGCACAUUCAUGCCAGUGUUGUCGCUGUAGAAGAGUUAUUGAAGCUCGGUGUUUUCAAAGAGGGCAAUUCUGUCGACGAAAUCAUGGCCUCGGGAGCUGUCUCUGUCUUUUUCCCACAUGGUCUAGGUCACCAUGUCGGGCUAGAGGUGCAUGAUGUUUCCGAACAAUCCGUCAUGGCAGCCACAGAUGAUAUGUCGCCGAGGAUGCGGGCUCGGGGUUUCCUAAUGCAGCCUGCUAGCAUGAUGUCAGCAGCACUUUUAGAGGCGAACAUGAUUGUGACGGUUGAACCUGGCAUUUACUUCAACCGUUUGGCGUUGAAGAAUGCGCGAACACUGCCUAUUGCCCGGUUUAUCGACUUUGAUGUCGUCGAGAGAUAUUAUGCUAUUGGCGGCGUGCGUAUCGAAGAUGAUAUACUUGUUACAACCGACGGCUACGAGAACCUUACUACAGCUCCCAAGGGCGAUGCGGCCCUGGCCAUUAUUCGGAAGAGUUCUGUGAAGAACUCGAGAUCAUGA
Molecule: messenger RNA, 1509 nt
Organism: Talaromyces marneffei
Lineage: Eukaryota; Fungi; Ascomycota; Eurotiomycetes; Eurotiales; Trichocomaceae
Exons: 3
Coding region: 1-1509 (502 amino acids)
Molecular function (GO): manganese ion binding; metalloaminopeptidase activity
Source: RefSeq, a predicted model, not a curated record